UAUCCCUCGUCUCACAUCAUCACGACCCACGACCGCCGGUAUGACGCGUAAAACGCGCGCAUCUGGCGCAAAUGAUCCAGAGUCACUGAAAGAGAACGUUGGUCUUGCGGCUGUCAAAGUUAAAGACGAGAAAACCAAGGUCAAAAAGGAGAAGUCGCGUCGCAACGUAGACGAGGAGGAACCAGAGGACUCCCAUGUUAACUCCCAAGCCAACGGCGUUGAUGCUGAAGAGGGUGAUGAGGAUGAAGAGGGCGGAGAGGAGGAUGGAGAGGGAUCCCUGCGGCGCAAGCGGGCUCGUGUCAACGAAGACGGGGAGUCAAGAGCUCACUCUAUGGACAGAACUCAGGAGAGGAUUCGCGUGCAAACACUUCCUCGCGAUGAAGACGGUUACAUUCCAGGCUCCAUCGUGCGCAUACAGCUACAGAAUUUCUUGACAUACGACUGGACCGAGUUCCGGCCUGGUCCCUAUCUGAACAUGAUCCUUGGCCCCAAUGGUACGGGAAAGAGUAGUAUCGCAUGUGCAAUUUGCUUGGGCCUGAACUGGCCAGCAAGUACCAUGGGCCGCGCAACAGAUGUCAAGUCGUUUGUCAAGCACGGUGCGACUGAAGGAUACAUCGAGAUCGAACUGAAAGGAGCCAAAAAGCAACGCAACGUCAUCAUUAGGCGCCAUCUAUCAGCGGACAAGAAGUCCUCUUCGUUCACUCUCAACGGUAAAUCGUCCUCUGGCAAGGAAGUCACGGCCAAAGUCGCCCAGCUGAAUGUUCAAGUCGGGAACCUUUGCUCGUUUCUACCCCAAGAUAAGGUGUCGGAGUUCGCGCAUAUGUCUCCCCAGCAGCUCCUGCGGGAGACUCAGCGAGCUGCUGGUGACUCCCGCCUGACAAACUGGCACGACACUCUCAUUAACUCCGGAAAGGAGCACAAACAAUUGCAAGAGAAAAUGACGGACGAGCAGAACACGCUCAAAGUUAUGCAAGAUCGGAACAAUCAAUUAGAGCGCGAAGUGCAGAGGUAUCAGGAGCGCAUGCGCAUCGAGAAAGAAAUAAACAUGCUGAAUAUCCUCAUCCCUGUUAACGAGUACCACGAAGCACGCGCUGUUUACAUGACAGCCAAAGAGAAGCAGCGAAAGCUUCACGUCAAGGUGAAGAAGCUGAAGGAGAAGAAUGCGCCUGCGCAUGCCCUGCUCGAACAAUUAGGCGUCCAGUACAAAGACGCGGAAAAGGCACGGGAGAAGAAGAAGAAUGCAACCAAGGCAAAGUUCACCGAAAUGAAAGGAAAGUGGGCGCACAUGGAUAAGCUGGAAAAUGAAGCCGAUGACCUUCAGAACAAAAUGGACAGCCUCAAAAAGCAAGAAAAGGAGCGUUUGAGGAAAAUCAAAGAACUUCAGUCUCAAAGCACUAGAUGGCAAGCGGAGCUUGACAAUCCUCCUGAGUUCGAGGAUACCAAUGCCAUUAUGGAACAGCAAAGGGAAAUCUCGGCGAAAAACACUGAAGUCAAGAAACGUCUUGAUAAUUUGCAAGACCGGCAGAAAGUCAACGUCGAUGAGUCCGAAAAGCAUCGCUCAAUAAUUGGACGUGCUCAGGAUGAGUUCAAGAAACUCGAAGAUGAGCGUCACCGUAAGCUGCAGAGACUCGGCCAGUGGGACAAGGAUCAUGCCGACGCUGUCAUCUGGUUACGGAACAACCACGAGAAGUUCAAGAUGGAGGUGUUUGAGCCACCUAUGAUAUCCUGCAGCGUACCUGAUGGGAGAUACAUCAAUGCUGUUGAAGCGUGUUUUUCUGCUAAUCAGCUCAAGACAUUUGUAUGCCAGUGCGAGGAGGACUAUCAGACUCUCAACCACUACCUGAACGAUUCGAGCGAGGCAGGUCUGAGGCCCAACGCGCGUAUUAAUGUUUGGUUCCGGCCAAAGCGUAACCUCGUUCCUCCACCUUUAACUCCCGAAGAGCUGGCAGAAUUCGGUUUUGGUGAUUACGCCCUGAACUACAUCGAGUGUCCGGAUGGUCUCCUUUGGUUCUUCAAACGCGAAAUGGAUCUUCACCGGACCGCUAUCGGAUUAAAUGGGUCCAAAAUUGAUACUGGGCGAGUCAUGGAAGCCGUAUCUAGGUUUGGUCCAAAUGGCGAGGGCGGUGGUGCCAACUUUAUCGCGGGCAACGUGAUGAACAGAGUUCAACGCUCACGCUAUGGCCGGCGUCUGCCUCAGAAUCAGACCAGGGACAUCCGACAGGCCAGAAACCUUGUGAACAGCAGCAUCGAUCCGGAGGUCAAGCGGAAGCUCGAGCAGGACAUCCAACAAGCGGAGCGGGCGCUUACAGUUUUAGAACAGGAGUCAGCUACGUUGACUGCCGAGGAGCGUGAAAUCAGAGGUGAUGCGAAUAAGUUCAGAAAAGACUGGGAAGACCUUGAGGCUCGUAGACGGAAAGUUCAGGAGACCAAGAAACACCUGGCCACACUCGAGGCCAAGAUCGACCAGAAUCGGAACAAGAUCGCGAAUCUUGAAAACGCUCCUUCCGUCGAGGACGAAAGGAAUCGCCUGAAGCAGAAGCUCAUCGAUGUGUCGAAGAAACGUGUCAAACUGGUGAAGGAAUAUUCGACUCUCAUUCGUGGGGUUAUUGCCGACCAGACCGCAGCCACGCGCUGUGGGAUAGAAUUCUUACAGAUAGGAGCGAACAGGAAUGCUCUUGACGCAAUGUGCCAGCAGAAGGCCGAGCAUUAUCAACGCGCGUUGGCAGAGUUUGAAGAAGCCGACAAAGCGUAUAAUCGCGCGAAGACAGAUGCUAAGAACAAGCGCGACGUCAGCUUGCAGCUCGUCCGGGACAUGGACCAAGAGUUCCAGGAUGAAUUUGAGAGGAUGGAACACGAUGGAUCGGUCCACGCCCGGACCGUGAACGAGCUUCGCGCAGAACUCGAGACUCAAGAGGCAAACCUUGAAAUGAUCAUGCAAACGAACCCAGGUGUCGUGGAGCAAUAUGAACGGAGGAAGCAGGAGAUUGAGAAUAUGACGAAGAUGCUCGAGAGUCAUGAGAAAGCUGCGCAGCGUCUCGAGCGUGAGAUCAAGACUGCCCGGGACAAGUGGGAACCAGCGCUCGAGGAGCUUGUUGCAAGCAUUGGCAAAAAGUUUUCUGCCGCCUUCGAUCGAAUUGGCUGCGCCGGCGAGAUUCGAAUCAAUCGGCAUGAAGAUUACGACAAAUGGGCCAUCGACAUCCUCGUCAAGUUCCGUGAUAAGGAAAAGCUGCAGCUUCUGACCGGCCAGAGGCAGUCUGGUGGAGAACGCUCAUUGACCACGAUUCUUUACCUCAUGAGUCUGACCGAGGAAGCGCGUACGCCCUUCUCCCUCGUGGACGAGAUCAACCAGGGCAUGGACCAACGUGCUGAGCGGGCAGUGCACAACUCUAUGGUUGAGGUCACUUGCAAGGAAGACAGCGGGCAGUACUUCCUCAUCACGCCAAAGCUGCUCGCGGAUCUGAACUACCACGAGCGGAUGAAGAUUCUGUGCGUCAACAACGGAGAAUGGCUGCCCGAUGAAAAUGCGCACAAGGUUGGAAACUUGAUGGGCGUGAUCGACAACGUUGUGAAGCUCCGCGAUCGUUCGACCAGGGCUACGUAAACUGGACCGCGCCGUAAUGGCUCUCUAAUAAACCCGCAACUUAAGCUUACAUCCUUCUAUAAGCUAUCGUAUGUAUCUUUUUAUUCAAAUUAUCGUACAGCCUCGCGCGCGCGCUACCGUCCGCCUGUUGUAGAUUAUAGAUGUUUUAUUGCGUUUGGAAUGAGGUAAGAAUGCGUACUCAUACACUGACGCCAACAUAAUGUCAAGAUCUGUAAAUCUCUAAAUUUCCUCCUGUAUGGUAAACAAUCUACACGGAAACCACGCCCUUCAAGAUCGCCAAUUCUGCAUUAAUGAUACUGCUCGUCGCAGCUCCUAUCGACACAUUGUUGGCGAGCACAACAAACUUGAUGUCGAGCACCUGACAUUGGCGCACCCGGCCGACGUUGACGCCCGCGCCAUCUUGAUAGUAGCGGUCGAGCCUCGGCUGCGGCCGGUCCGGCUCCUCGUGGACGAAGAUGGCAUGCACGGGCGCAGACGGGCAGCCGACCGACUGCGCCUCCGGGGUAUACGACGCGAGCGCUUCGCGGACCUGCUGUGGGCUGGGUGGGGGCCGGCGCGCGAAGCGCACGGAGACGGUCAUGGUGUGGCCGUCGACGACGGGCACGCGCGUGCACGACGCGGAGACGCGGAGCGGGUUCUUCUGGCGCAUGUCGAACGCCAGCGAGCCGUCGUCGUUCUUCGUGAUGCCGCCGAGGAUCUUGAGCGACUCCCAUUCCAUCUUUUCCUCCUCGCCGCCGAUGUGGGGCACGACGUUGUCGAGGAUGUCGAGCGAGGGCACGCCAGGGUAGCCGCCGCCGGAGAUGGCCUGCAUCGUGGUCACGAGACAGGACUCGAGGGGGCCGAAGGCUUUCUCCAGCGCAGCCAGGGGGAUGAUGAGCCCCGUGGUAGAGCAAUUGGCAUUUGUGACGAUGAAGCCUUUCUUCAGCGGAGGGCUGUGCAGCGAGCGUUGUUGUGGGAUCAUGGAGAGGUGGUUCCCGUUUACGAGGGGGACGAUCAGCGGGACGUAGGGAUCUUUGCGGUAGUUCUUAGAAUUCGAGAAGACAGCGAGGUCCGCAGUGCGAAACGCGGAUUCUAUGUCACCAGCAACCUCCGCGUCCAGGCCGGAGAACACGAUGGCACAUUCGGCGAAGUGUUCUGGUUUGCAUUCCUGGAUGACCAUGUCUCGCACGGUCGAUGGUAUUGGGGUGGUCUGCUUCCAUGCUGUCGCUUUUGCGUAUGGCUUGCCUGCAGAUCGAGCUGAGGCGCCGAGAGCGUGGACCUUGAAGAAAGAGUGUUUUGAUAGGAGGACAAUGAACCGCUGUCCAACGGUCCCUGUUGCCCCAAGAACGCCGACGUUGACUGUCUUUUCCUCAGGGACUUUGAAAGCCUUGGAAGUCAUGGGCAAGAACGAGGGCGAAAUGAGACCAGGAGGAGGG
This is a messenger RNA of Coniophora puteana RWD-64-598 SS2, 5016 nucleotides long. Its product is annotated as P-loop containing nucleoside triphosphate hydrolase protein. Gene Ontology annotation, molecular function: ATP binding; ATP hydrolysis activity. Gene Ontology annotation, biological process: double-strand break repair via homologous recombination. Bases 41 to 3601 code for a protein of 1186 amino acids. Lineage: Eukaryota; Fungi; Basidiomycota; Agaricomycetes; Boletales; Coniophoraceae. The record is from RefSeq and is a predicted model, not a curated record. Gene Ontology annotation, cellular component: Smc5-Smc6 complex. The transcript is spliced from 25 exons.